CUGCCUUGGGGUCCCCACAAUUGGGUGAGCUGCAGAGCCUGGUGGAGUCACCUCUGGAGGUUGCCCUUGGUCUCUGUCCCCUGGUCCUGGGGGUUGGGCUGGAUGGUAGAUCCUUAAAGUCACCUCGCUGGCAGCUGACCCUAAGCCUCUGUCCACUAGUCCCUUGGGGUGAGCUGGGUGUUGGGUGCCCUAGGUUGGUGCAGAGGGUGCAGUCUAGUCCUUCAUGGUGGAUGGCCCUGGGCUUCUGCUCUCUGGGCUGGAGUGGUGGGCUGGUCCCUGAGGUCAGCUGCAGAGCAUGAGGCCCAGUUCCCACUGGCAGGUGACCUUGGGCCCUGUCCCUGUCCCUUGGCUUCCAUUUUUGAAUGGGUGGCUCAGGUCCCUGGCCUCCCCUCCUCUCCCUGCCUGUGGCCUGCACCCACUCUUCCAAAUGUGUAGGAAGCAGGAUUGCAAAUCCACUUUCCUUCCUCCAGUUUACUUUCUCCAUAGGCUGCUGUAGGUCCUUCAUUUGCAGUUGUCUCCUGCGUUCUAAAAUGCCAUCUUCCUCUUCUCUUCCCAUCAUUCUCAAAUAUCUGGUCUUCCUCCUGUGUUUCAAAUGGACACAGUCUAUUAAUUUUCACUUUCUCUCUAGUGAAGUAUGGCAAGGAAUAUAUUGUUUUGGGAUUGAGGAUCAAAACUAGAGAAGCUUUAUCAGUGAAAUCCUCAGGCACAGCCCUUCCCUUAUUUUUUUUUUUUUUUUCAAUCUUGGUCUACAUCCCAGCCCUUUUUUUGUUUGUUAGUUUUUGCAGAAGUUAUUUAUUUGUUUUACUUGGUUUUCAUUCCUUGUACAUAGCAGUAAAAACAUUUUGACACAUCAUACAUAAACAGAGUUUAACUUCUCCUUUUUGUGGUUGUACACAAUGGUCAUUUAGUCAUAUAUGCACAUAGGAUAAUGAUGCUUGAUUUAUUAUACUGUCCUUCAUCCCCAGCCCUUUUAAAUUUUAUUUUCAGACAGGAUCUGGCUAUGUUGUCUAGCCUCACCUGGAACAUGUGAUCCUCCUGCCUCAGCUUCUCAAUUCUGUUGGAAUUAAAGGCUCUGGCCACCAUACCUGAAGAAUAUAGUUUAUUUUGACCCAAAUAUUAAUGACCAUCCUCAGGAACAUGAGGAUGUUCAUUUAACUUAUCCUGAAUGAUGUAUGUGUUCCACUCUGGAAGAGAUUACUUUUUUUUUUUUUUUUUUUUUAAUACCAAGGAUUGAACCCAGGGGUAAUUAACUAGUGAGCCAUAUCCACAGCCCUUUUUAUAUUUUAUUUUGAGGCCUGAUCGUCCUUAGGGCCUCACUAAGUUACUGAGGCUGGCUUUGAAUUUAGCAGUCCUCCUGACUCAGUUUCUCAACCUGCUGGUUUUGUAGUUGUGCUCCAGUGUGCAUAGCUGAGAAGAACAUUUGUAAAGAAAGUUAUGUAAGAAUACAUUAACCAAUUGCAUUGGUAGGAUCAUCAGAUGGGUGGCUACAGUAAAAAAAAAAAAGGUGAAAUUUCUUCUGUAGGUCUGUUAUUACAUUGUUAGCUUUGGAAGAUGGUGCUUAUAUGUCAAAUAAGGUUGGUAAUAUAUACUGAGAAGUUUAUUUGUUCUGAGAAUUUUGAACUAAUACAGAAAUUGAGGUAAUUGGCUAUUAAAGGGCUUAAGAUAGCCCAAGAUAAUUUUUGCCAUUCAUCCAGGACCCUGUCUUACUGCCCUCAUGGUGGUUUAGUUCCCCAAAGUCAAGGUGUCUGAAUUUUCAUUGAUAUAGAGCAAGUUCAUAGAGAAUUUCAGUUCAUACCUGCAAAAAUUCUGUGUUUCUCCUUUUAUCUUUCUUAGGAAUAAGCACCAUAUCCGAUUUUCUCAGGCAAGUUUCCUUUGGACACCUCACAGAGUCCUAUGUUCUCAAUCACUAGUGUUUCCUGGGCCUGCCACAAUGUGCCCACAGGUAUCCUGUGUCCCGCAUGGUUCAAGGAAUUUUAGGCACUCGGUCAGCUCCUCUUAGAGGACAGCCUAAUGUGUGAGGUACAGCCUUUUGGGGGAUCAGCUGGAAGUCUUGGGGCUAAGGAAUGUCCUGGAACAAGCCUCAUCUAGACAACUAACUUCUUGGGACCUUGUUUUCCCCAAGCCCUGUUCCCAUUCCUUGGAGACAGGUGUGCAGUCAGCCUGUGGAUGCUGGUGGUGAGAGGCCAUGUCACCAGUGAUUCCUGACCCUUGCAUUCUCUCACAGUGUAAAAGAGCAAAAACUCUCCCAGAGCCUAAGGACCAGCCACCCCAAUGCAGUGCUGAGCAAACCCGAAAAGCCUCAUAAGCUGGAGUCAUGGUCCAGGUCUUGUGGGAGAGUGAUCAUAGAGUGCUUCAGUGGGUAUGACCAGGUGUGAGGAUGUCCCAGCUGGCAGGGACCUUCUGUACUUCUGAGCCUAUUAGGUUUGCUUCCUCAGCACCAGCCAUUUUGUGUUUAUCACUUUGAAAUGAUCUGCUUAUUAUCUGAAGCCCAAGUUUAUUUAUUAAAAACCAAAUAUGGUGAAAUAUUAUGAAAAAGAGAAUACAGAGGGGAUUUUAAAAAGUCUACUUACAUUUUCAUUUGUUAAAUAUCCUAAUUUGCAGCAACAUUCACAGGUGCCCCAGAUGCUGAGGCAGGAGGGUUUAAAGUUUGAGGACAUCUUUACCAACUUAGGGAGACCCUAUGCAACUUGAUGAGACUUCAAAGAUUGGGGAUGUGGUUCAGUGGUCAACUGCCUCUGGGUUCAAUCACAAGUAUUAAAAAAAAAUAUGCCUCAUCUUUGUGCCACCACGUUUGCAGCUAGACUAUUAGCUUAUGAAAUUUAGCAGUUACAUAAAUACUGUGUUCAUACUCAGUGUGAUCUCUACAAGAUUUUCACUGAUCUUAGAUAUGGUCCACUAUUUCCAUUUUUAGGAGUAGUUUCUGUUAAGUUCACCAAGAAGCACAGCACUCCUGGCCCUGGAUUUCACAAAAUUUACUAAAAUGCUCAGGGUUUUUUCAGAGAGUGUAGAUCUUGGGGAAGUUCAGUCUCCUUAAUCUCUUUGCUAAGAAAGCAUAUUGUCUUUCUAUUGAUUUCAUUGUAUUUAAUGCCUCACAUUUUGCACUUUUUCCAUUAUAAUCAUUUUUUGUCAUUCAUGAGAUGUAUUUUAGUAUAGUUUCUGUGUGUGUGUGUGUGUGUGUGUGUGUAUUUGUGCCCUGGUUCGGAUUGAACAUAGGGCCUCAUGCAUGCUUGGCAAAUGCUCUACUGUUGGGCAACUCCCCAGCCCAAGAAAAUGGACUAUUAUUGAUGUAUUUACUUAUGUAUUAACUGGUGGGAUUUAAGCCACGGACUUGCUCAUGCUUGUUAUCCUUCAAAAACAUGUUUUAAGUUUGUGAAAGCAUUUUCUUGGAGGGUAGGUGUUUCCCUAAGGAUUAAUCCCAGAGCCACUUGACCACUGAGCACAUCCCCAGUGUUUUUUUGUUUUUAUUUUUUAUCUAUUUUUAAUUUUGUUUUAGUAAUAAAUGGACAGAAUACCUUAAUUUUAUUGAUUUAUUUGUGGAUCUAAGUUUUGAAUCAAGUGUCUCACACAUGCUAGUCAAAUGCCCUGUCACUGAGUGACAGUCUCUUUCCCCCGUUUUCAUUCUUGAUUAAGAGCAAGUCUCACUGUAUUGCUGAUACUUUUGUACAUGACUGAGGCUGGCUUCAGUGUUGUCAUCUUCUGGCUAGUAAAAUUUGAAGUGCACGCCACCACACCAGGAGUUAUAGUGACUUUUAAAGACAAGUCACCCAUUUCUCUCAAAGUGGAAACAGUAUUGAAAACCAGUUUCCUUGCUUUUCUUCAUAGUUAUGAGAUUUGUAUAUAUAACUCUUCCUCUUUCCUUUAUGCCGCAGUCCAGCUGCAACAAAAUAACCGUGGGGUGACGAACAACUUGUGUAGGUUGAUACAGCAGGAGUGGGAGCUGUUUAUUGUAGGACUGGAGGGGUAUAUAUACAUUACACACAGCUUAUCUUAAUUAACAUAAACUAGAUACAGCAGUCAACCAAUAAGGAAUCUCCACACUUAAUGGCUCACUGGCAUUACUUCAUAAACCACUCCCCCUGGCAAAAUGCUAGGCGCCAUUUUUUUUUUUUUUAAAGAGAGAGAGAAUUUUUUUAAUAUUUAUUUUUCAGUUUUUGGCAGACACAACAUCCUUGUUUGUAUGUGGUGCUGAGAAUUGAACCCGGGCCGCACACAUGCCAGGCGAGCGCGCUACCACUUGAGCCACAUCCCCAGCCCAGGCGCCAUCUUGACUUGUUUACAGACCCUAACAUUUCCCCCUUUCAUUUAAUUUAAAUAACAACCAUAGUGGUUUUUACAGAAACACCAUAAAUAGUCUGCUACAAGCAGAAGGGGAGGAUAGAAAAUGCCACAAUACCAAGCCAAUUGAUGGCUCCAUGCAAGAAGCCCUUGGAAAAAUUAUACCAGCAAUGACACCGUUAACAAAGAUACUGAGUUACAAUUUGUUGUAGAUUACAGUUUGUUGUCUCAAUCCAGGUAAAGCAGUGUCUCAAUAGAUUAACUCACAGUCCAGGUAAGUUCUGCAGGCAGCUAGCUUAAAUCAUAGUUCAGGUAAGUUCUGCAGGCAGCUAGCUUGAUCCGAAGUCUCAUCCGGUUCUCAGCAACACUGGAAAUUCUUCCACCUUCGUCUUCACUGGCACUGGGACGAAGGCAGGAACUCCGGAUGGCUAAAGAAAAUCCUGUAGUAUUCCAGCAGGCACUAAGAAAACAACCUUCUGAACAAUUUAGUACAUUAUCUCAAGGUUUUUUACAUUUGAAAUAAGCCUUAAUAGUGCUCAUUACACAUUAGCUUCCAGGUGUGGGAGAACCAUUCUAGUUACUGGCCUUGGAAAUGAUCAAACUUCAGGGACCCGGGCCUCUUCUGGCUGCAGUGUCCCAGGCAGUCCCAGAUGGCCCUGGGGAGUGUUCUGGACUCAAACUGCCACUGGGCACAGGGAGCAAGAGCCUGCGAGACUGUGUCUCUGGUGAGGUUUGGAUUUGGGCUCUCACAGUGGUGUCCCGCUCCCCGGGUGGGGAAGAGCCGGCUGCCGCCACUUGGAAAGUCCUUGCUGCGCCAUGACUGGCUUGCGCAUGUGGCGGCAUAACGAAAAGUAUUCAGUAAUAGCCUUUUGUUGCAACCUUUUUCCUGAUAAUCCUUCUUCUGAACUUUCUUUUUCUUUCUGAUUAGAGUUCCUGGGCUUCCAUGAACACAUGCCCUAACUAUUCUUGGUUCCACUGGGGUGUUUCCUUCCCUUAGCAAUUUACUUAAUAUCCCUUCCAUAUUUUCAUCACAAAGGCGAUACAAUACACUGAGACAAAACAAGACACAAACCUGCUGUAUUAAUCCUCUCCAUCUUCUUAAAAUGGUCAUUCUUUCUUUCGCCCUGUCUUCUUAGGGAUGAGCAGAUUUGCUUCUGUCGUAUCUUUCUAUGGAUGGGCAGCUUUUUUUUUUUUUUUUCCAUCACUUACCCCUGAGUGUCCUGGGGCUCCCCGUACAGGCCACCAUCUGCCGCAGUCCAGCUGGAGCAAAAUAACCAGGGGGUGACGAACAACUUGUGUAGGCUGAUACAGCAGGAGUGGGAGCCUUUUAUUGUAGGACCGGAAGGGUAUAUAUACAUUACACACAGCUUAUCUUAAUUAACAUAAACUAGAUAUAGCAAUCAACCAAUAAGGAAUCUCCACACUUAAUGGCUCGCUGGCAUUACUUCAUAAACCACUCCCCCUGGCAAAAUGCCAGGCACCAUCUUGACUUGUUUACAGACCCUAACACCUUUACUCUUGCAUUAUUAUGGAAAAGGUAUUCAGUAUGUAAUAUUGUUUCUUUUGUAUAUAUUUGUGAAUCUUCCAUGGUGUGGUAGUUGGUUCACUUUUUUAUUAAAUUUAUUUUUCAGAGUGAUUAUAGUCUUAUAUAGUACAUUAGUCGGGGUUCUCCAUUGGAACAGAAUUAACAAGAAGAAUGAAUACAAAAAGGGGAUUUAUUGGAUUGUCCUAGGUGACCAGAAGCUGGAGAGUCCUCCAUGGCCGUCUGCUGGCUGGGGAGCUGGAGAAGUAGUAGCUGUGCAGCCCACGAUGCUGAAACCUCUGAACAAGAGGGAUCAAUGGUGCUACCCUAGUGUGAGAUCCAAUGCUUCUGGAAACUCCCUGGAGAAUCACUGGCAGAUCAGCUUUGGAAGAGUGAAGAAGGGAAAGUCUGAUAUCCUCAGGCAGUCACAGCAUCAGUGGAAAGCCCAUCUGUGUAGAAUCCAGCUUGCAUCUGCAGCUGCUCCAUGUAGUUGCAACUUUUAUUUCAUGCAAACCACCAUCCUAUUUGAUGAUGUUACCCACACAUAUGGAGGUUUUCCAGUUUGCUAUCCCACAUGUCAAUCACUCCUAGACACAGCCUCAUGGCCAAACCCAAAAGUCCAUCAAUCAUCAGUCUCUCUUAAUCCCAUCAAGAUCUCAGUGACCUUUGAGGAUGUGGCUGUGAACUUCACCCAGGAGGAGUGGGCAUUGCUGGAUCCUUCCCAGAGGAACCUUUACAGAGAUGUGAUGCUGGAAGUCCUCAGAAACCUGGCUUCUAUAGAAAACAAAUGGUAUGAAAAAAACAUUGAAGAUGAGAUCAAAAAUUCUGAGAUCAUUCUAAGGCACAUCACAUCUCACUCUGAACACAAAUGCUACAAGCCUGAUGAAUGUGAAGAGAAGCCAUGUGAAUUUAAACAGCACAGGCAAUCCCUGGUUUCUGUCAAAAGUGUUCACACACAAAUGUUAAUACAAACUGGAGAUGGACCCUAUGAAAGUACAGUAUGUGGGAAAGUCUCCAGUUGUUCCAGUGACAUCCAAAGGCAUGAAGAUACUCAUACUGGGUGGCAACCCUAUGAAUAUCAACAAUGUGGUGAAGCCUCAUCUUCUCCCACAGGUGUUCAAAGACACAUGAGAACACACAGUGGAGGUAAACCUUUUCAAUGUGAGGUAUGUGGGAAAGCCUUUCAUUUCUCCUCUUCAGUUAGAAGACAUGAAAGAAUUCAUUCUGGAGAGAAACUCUAUCACUGUAAACAAGGUGGUCAAACCUUUAUUUCACACACAAGUCUUCAAAGGCACAGGAUCACACACACGGGGAAUGCACAUUUUAAACGUAAGGUAUGUGGGAAAGACUUUGCUUAUCCCAGUUUACUUAGAAUACAUCAGAGAACCCAUACUGGAGAGAAGCCCUAUGAAUGUAAGCAGUGUGGGAAAGCCUUUGCUAGAUCCAGUGAACUUCGCAUACAUGAAAGAACUCAUACUGGAGAGAAGCCCUAUAAGUGUAAGCAGUGUGGAAAAGCCUUUGUUACAUCCAGUCACCUUCACUCACAUGAAAUAACUCAUACUGGAGAAAAGCCCUAUGAAUGUAAGCAGUGUGGCAAACCCUUUGCUAGAUCCACUGACCUUCAGAUUCAUGGAAGAACACAUACUGGAGAGAAGCCCUAUGAGUGUAAGCAGUGUGGCAAAGCCUUCAGUCAUUUCUCUGGCCUUCACUCACAUAAAAAAAUUCAUACUGGAGAGAAGCCUUAUGCAUGUGAUCAGUGUGGCAAAGCCUUUGCUAGGUCCAAUACCCUUCACAGACAUGAAAGAACACAUACUGGGGAGAAGCCCUAUGAAUGUAAGUAUUGUGGAAAAGCCUUUGCUAGUUCUAGUUACCUUCCCAAACAUGAAAAAUCUCAUACUGGAGAAAAGCCCUAUGAAUGUGAGCAGUGUGGCAAAGCCUUUUCUACAUCCAGUUACCUUCAGAUUCAUGGAAGAACACAUACUGGGGAGAAGCCCUAUGAAUGUAAGCAGUGUGGAAAAGCCUUUGCUAGAUCCACUUCCCUUCAGAUUCAUGGAAGAAUGCAUACUGGAGAGAAGCCCUAUGAGUGUAAGCAGUGUGGAAAAGCCUUCACUUAUUUCUCUGGCCUUCAUGCACAUAAAACAUUUCAUAUUACAGAGAAGCCUUAUGCAUGUAAGCAGUGUGGCAAAGCCUUCACUCGUUCCUCUGACCUUCACUUACAUAAAAAAAUUCAUACUGGAGAGAAGCUUUAUGCAUGUAAGCAGUGUGGCAAAGCCUUUGCUAGUUCCAGUGAACUUCAAACACAUGGAAGAACACAUAUCGGAGAGAAGCUCUAUGGUUGUAAACAAUGUGGAAAAGCCUUUGUUACAUCUGCUCAGCUUCACUUACAUGAAGCAACCCAUAGUGCAGAGAAAUCAGACUCAUGAAAACAACUGGCAAAGUCUUCUGUUAAUAAGGUUUCACUCAUUAACAUGUAGUAAGUUUUCUGAAGAAAAAUUCUUUGAAUGUGGUAAAUCAAUAUUUCUUGUCCAUUUCAAAGAGAAGAAAGUGCUCACAUGUUUGAAUAUCUAUCUAUCUGUCAUCUAUCUAUCUAUCUGUCUGUCUGUCUGUCUAUCAAUAGUACUGGGGAUUUAGUCUGGUGGUCAUCUAUCACAGAGCCAUGGUGAAGGCGAUCUCCCACUCACUGUCUUGACAGGGUCACAGUGAGGAUGAAUGCUGGCAAAGCCGCACUGGUUGGUGGGAAACAGAAAGCAUGAGACCCUUUUUUGUAUAAUUGGGACUUUUCAUUUUCAUGCUUAUGUUUCUGACAGGAGGCAUGAGUAUGUUAAAUGCUAAACAAAUUAAAUUUCAGAUGGCUAGAACAUAACAGGUAGUUCAUGCCUUGGAGGCUGUUCUACUACCCCUCAGCAUAUCAAGGACAAAGUAGAAGGCUGUUCUUCUAUCUCAGUACACUGAGGACAAAUGUGAUAUUGGACAACAAUCAUCCUCUGAAAAGUCACGAGAAUUUUAGGCACCACAUCGAUUAUAUCAACUAGAACCCAAGCUCUUAGAAAACCUAAUUAUUAUGCUUGUUUUUCAAAGCCCACCAUAUGUAGUCUCAUUUUUGAUUGAGGAAAGUUAUAUUAUACACUUAGGAAAGUUAAAACAUAUAAAGGUAUAUUCUCUUUUUAUAAACCCUUUUUUACUUUACAUAGGGAUUUAUGAUGAACAUAGUUAAUAUUGGCGGAAAGUGCACUGAUGUUUAGAACUUACUUUCUAUUGAGAACGAUUAUAAAGAUAUGAGAACUAGUGCACCUUGACUGAGAAACAAAGAAACUCUUUGAGAAAGCAGCUCAACCAGGUUUAUGAGAAUAAAUUUAGGAAGUAAUUAAAGUAGCCUUAUAAGAUAUAUUUUUAGAAUAAUGUUAGAAAUAUUAUCCUAUUUAGACUUUGGGGUUUAGAAAUUCUGAAUUUUUUGUUGUAUGGGUUUCUGAUAUAUUUUAAGAAUGAUUUAUAAACUUUAGGAUAUUUUAAGUAUAAGAUUUAAGGGGACUUUUUUAGAUGAGAAUUUUAGAUUCGAAAUAAAGUAAAGGUGUACUUUAAAUUUAAAGGUUAAUGAUAGGUUCAGAGACUUAGAAUCUGGUUUCGUAGUUUGGCAUUAGUCAAUAAGAAAAUAGUAAAUCUUGGGAAAAUCUGAAAAAUGUAAAUUAGUGAUGCAUUUUAUUAAUGAUUCUGUACUUUUAAUAAUUAAAUAACUAAAGGUCAUAUCCUGGAAAAAUGGAAAUUAAUGUUACAUUUUUUGUAUCCCUAAUCAUGGUUAAGGAAAUGUCAUGUCUUGGCAAAAGUUUUAGAUUGUAUAAUCAAUGGCGUAUCUGAAUCUAUAAUGAUGAGAAAAUUUGCAAUAAAAGAUGACCCGAGAAAGCUGCAUUAGCUCUCUCUCUCUGGAGAUUUCUCCAA
This is a messenger RNA of Marmota monax (woodchuck), 9730 nucleotides long. RefSeq names its product zinc finger protein 14-like. NCBI's taxonomy places the organism in Eukaryota, Metazoa, Chordata, Mammalia, Rodentia, Sciuridae. Bases 5746 to 8220 code for a protein of 824 amino acids. Gene Ontology annotation, cellular component: nucleus. The record is from RefSeq and is a predicted model, not a curated record. Gene Ontology annotation, biological process: regulation of transcription by RNA polymerase II. Gene Ontology annotation, molecular function: RNA polymerase II transcription regulatory region sequence-specific DNA binding; DNA-binding transcription factor activity, RNA polymerase II-specific. The transcript is spliced from 5 exons.